AUGACGUCCACCGUGACCGCCGCGUCUUUGCUGCCGACAGCAACGGGGCAGCUCAGCACACAACCGCCUAUCACGCAGAUCAUUCCCAUACUCCGUGCGACAUUCAGUCUUCUGCGCACUUUCUUCUCUCAAGCCUCACGAGUUCUGGUUGUGCUCGCCACCCCGUUACUCAUCUUCGUACCCUUUGUAUCCCGCCUACUCGCUCCACUCAUACUCGUCUUCCAUAUCGUAUUGGACGCCGCAGUCUACACUCCAUACACGAUCAUUUCCAUCGCAGUUGUUGCGCUCUAUCCCGUCUAUAUAUUCUGCGGCGUUGCUUGCAUCAGCGGUGCGGUUCUUGGUAUUCUUGGCAGGUCCUUGGUCGCACUCUCGAACAACGCCAUUGCUCCCGGACCACCGAUGACUGCAGAGUCGCUGCCGGCGGCGUCGAUGCGACCAAGGAAGAGGAGGAGAAAGAGUUCUUUUACGGAAGAUUCAUAA
Molecule: messenger RNA, 480 nt
Organism: Suillus paluster
Lineage: Eukaryota; Fungi; Basidiomycota; Agaricomycetes; Boletales; Suillaceae
Exons: 1
Coding region: 1-480 (159 amino acids)
Source: RefSeq, a predicted model, not a curated record